CAGCUGCACCGCCGUCGUGGCUCGCUCGCUCGCUAGCUCGUUCGCUCGUGCGCACACGCGCCGUCUGCGCGCGCGUAUUUCUCUCCUUUUUUCUGUCUCGUUCUCUCUCUCUCUCUCUCUCUCUCUCUCUCUAUCUAUCUAUCUCUCCCUUUUUCGCUAUCUCUCUCUUUUUCUUUCCACCUCUCUCGAUAGAAUUUCGCGUAUUUACUACGUGUGCGUGGUCAAACGACGCUGGCUUUUACGAGCUGCGUGCUCGUAAGGAAAUCCUUCUGAAACGGAUCAUCGAUGUGCUCGUGUUAAUCUCGACGAAUCCAUGUGAUGAUAUAUAUUCGUUUUUCCUUUUUUGUUUUUUUUUUGAAAAAAUAUUUCAAGUGAUCGACGAUAAUUUUUCGUCCUUUCGUCGAUAUUUUCUGUGUGGUUAGUAGAGAGAGAUCUCGUUUUAUCGAGGAUCACGAUCACCGGGAAGGAUAAUUCGGUCGGUCGAAUCGUGAAGGUUUGACAUUUCGCAAAUGUCAGACACGAGAGGCAACGUCGUAUUCGACUUGUAAUAGUCGAGUGUCGAACGCGAACCCGCUAACAAUAACAGAGAACGAUAACGGAGAGAGAGAAAACCGAACGGUGUACGUUCCAGGUGUUACCUCCUCGAGUUGUGUGAGACAUGUGAUCGUGAACGAAAGAGUUUUCUAUUUUUUGGUUCCUCGAAGAGAGGAACUACUAAGACCUCUCUUUCUUACGUUUAUUACGAUCGAGGAAAAAAUAUUUCAACGCUUAGAAAAUUCGACGACAUGGAUUGGAUGAGGAGACAGGAUAUCAAGGAGGAGUCAGCGGAAACUCCUGCCGUCCUGACGCCGGAAGAUGCCGACGAAUGUUACUUCGAGGAAGAUACGUCGAUAGACGAGGGCAUGGGUCUCGAUAAUGUGAGCUCGGCAACCCUCAGGCCUUUCAACUCGGACAUCAAUACUCCGAGAAUCGACAGCUACAGGUUUUCUAUGGCCAAUCUCGAAGAUUCGCAAGAUGUCGACCUGGAUGCAAUUCUCGGUGAACUGUGCGCAUUGGAGCGACGUUGCGAUGGUGAUAUCGCGGCUACUCCGGCGCAAGAUUCUCAAAGACAAGGACGUCCCAAUAACGGAAGGAUCACCGCCACCGAUAACACGGAUAUCGGCAAAAAUGAAGGUGGCAUUCGCACGGACAGUCCCGACAACGAUAGCGCAUUUUCGGACACGGUUUCGAUGCUGUCCAGCGAGAGUUCAGCGAGCAGCAGCGGCUCGGGACACAAGCCACCUCAGAGCGCCAUGCAUACGGCUCCUCAACAACAGCCGCAUCAACUUAUGGAUGCCGCGAGCAGAGCGAAAGCCGAGAAGAUACGGCUGGCGUUGGAAAAGAUGAGAGAGGCAAGCGUUCAAAAGCUCUUUAUUAAAGCUUUCACGUUGGAUGGGAGCGGCAAAAGUCUCCUCGUAGACGAGGGUAUGAGCGUGGCUCACGUAUCGAGGCUUCUCGCGGACAAGAAUCACGUGCCAAUGGAUCCAAAAUGGGCCGUAGUCGAACACUUGCCGGAUCUCUUUAUGGAAAGAGUAUACGAGGAUCAUGAGCUAUUGGUGGAAAAUUUGUUACUAUGGACGAGAGAUUCGAAGAACAAGUUGUUAUUCGUCGAGAGGCCGGACAAAACACAACUCUUCCUAACUCCUGAGAGAUUUCUGUUAGGUCCCUCGGAUAGGUGUAGCAACGAAUACGACGAUCAUUCGCGUAAUAUAUUAUUGGAGGAAUUCUUCUCGAGCAGUAACGUCGGCGUUCCCGAGGUCGAAGGACCGUUGUACUUGAAGUCCGACAGUAAGAAGGGUUGGAAAAAGUAUCAUUUCAUACUACGAGCAUCUGGCCUUUAUUACUGGCCCAAAGAGAAAGCUCGUACCGCCAGAGAUCUCGUAUGUUUAGCCACGUUCGACGUGAACCAAGUUUAUUACGGUGUCGGCUGGAAGAAAAAGUACAAAGCACCGACUGAUUUUUGUUUCGCCGUAAAGCAUCCGAGAUUACAGCAACCCAAAUCGACGAAAUACAUAAAGUUUUUAUGCGCGGAAGACAACGCGUCUUUGGAGCGAUGGAUGGUAGGCAUUAGAGUGGCCAAAUACGGUAGGCAGCUAAUGGAGAAUUACAGAACAUUGGUGGACGAGCUCGCGCAGGAAGACCUCGAUCUAUUGGCGCACGCGAGAUCGUGCUCGGUCAGCUCGAUCGCCGUACCACCUAAUCAAACUCAAUAUAAUACGACCAACGACAAUGCUCGGCAAUUCAUCGAAAAUGCAAGGCACGAGACCCAAGCGACGGCGAGGCAAUACGAUGGUCAACAACGGCAGAGUUACAAUUCGGAACAGCGACAAAGUUAUAACAACGAUGGAAGGCUUAGCAGAGCCAGUAGUUCGAGUUCAAGCGGAUGUUUGUCCGAUGGAGCACCGAGUAGUUGCGAGGUGGCCUUCGAGUGUGGAGAAUUUCCAACCGGAACGAUAAAGCGAAAACCUUCCAUGAACCCGAAACUUCCGCUAACGUCGAUCACGAGGCAAUUGAAGGAGGUGGGCGAGACGGUACGCGACGAGCCGGACUCUUGUCCGAGUCCAACCAGCUCUGGUUCAGGUACCUUAACCAGAAGACAUAGCCGCAGAAGAAGCGGUACCGAUUCGGAUGGAUCGGGCACCCUAAAAAGACAUCACAGAUCCGGCAACGCUACUCCGGUCAGUCCUGUACCACCUGGAACGCCGGUGAGAGAGAGAGCCAGUCCUAUGGGAUACGGGAGAACGGAGAGUCAAGAGUCCAAGACGCCGACCAGUCCUAUACAACCGUGUAUGAUGGAUUCUAUCACGUCGCUGCCACCUCCACCGUCGCCCUCGAGAGUCGCCGAAGAAGGGGAAUCGGAUAGCGAACCUUUACCACCGCCACCACCAGAAAUGUUCCGUUCGAAUCUCUCCCUGGACUCGUUACCGCCACCGCCAGGUGUAGGCGAACUUCCAGUUUGUAACACGCCCGAGUUGACUGGCUCCUCGUUGAGUCUCGCUUCCUUACCACCGCCGCCAAGUCCUCUGGUCGGUGAGACCGGCACGAUACGCCGUGCGAGACCGGCGAAAACUUCGAGUCCAGCGAACUCUAUGACACCCGAGAGUACGCCUACGCACGCCGCUUCCUCCAGGCCAUCCAAUAGCAACAAUCAGACGUAUACGAGCGCGACGAGUAUCGCGACGCCAAAUGCUUCUGCUCUUCAAAACAGUCAGAGUUACGGAAGCAGCAGCAACGCCGCGACGAACUCGUCGAAUUCUCCACACAGUUCCUAUCCUGGCUCGAGCGCCAGCACACCGACAUACGCACCGAGUUCGCCAAGUUUCACGUCCCCACCACCCUUCGUUCCACCCCCGGCUUAUGGUUCUCAAGCGCAACAUGUCGGCACGCAAAGCUUAACGAGACAAAAUUCGAAAACCGAGUCGAUCUACGGGAGUCAUCAGAGUGGCCACAAUACCGUACCCAAUCCGAUCAGGCCCAAUCCGAACAUGGACACGGUCAGAAGGAGUGCCAUGAAGCAAGGUACGAGCCAUUAUGCCGCUCCGCCCUAUCUCGCCGAAUUGAAAGCCGCAUCUAGCCCGCAACCGCAGCGUCGAGUGACCAUUCAAGAACCACCGACCUCGCCCAAGUCGAAAGGCGGUACGGGCAAAAAGAUAACGUUCAAUUUACCGGCGCAACAAGAACCCGGUAGUCCAGCGUUGCCGCAAAGAAAGCCAAUGCCACCGAGAAGAUCCGACAGUACCAGAUUGACUUCGCCGAAAAAACUAGCUGCCUCGGAUCAGGCACCACCUGGUGACUUUUUGAAGGAUCUACAACGCGUUAUGAGAAAGAAAUGGCAGGUCGCGCAAAAGUGUAAACUCGACUCGACCACGACGCCCCACGAGGUCUUAGGUUUUCGAGAUCCGCCACCUGCCGUAGCCGACUACAGAGAGACCAAUGUCUCCAAUUGGGUACAGGAGCAUUACGGAGUGGACAAUCUCUAUGAAAACGUUUACACGACGGAUCCGCAUGCACCGCUCGAAUAUGCCUCAAGUCCUGCUCGUCAGCCUACCGUCAGAUUCGCCGACGAAAAUCGUAGCAUCAAUAUCGUCAACGUAAUCGCCAGUAAAAGGAGACCACCUCCGCCACCGCCGAAAAGGGCGGAGACCACACAUCUGACCACGACCAGGGCGAUGCACUGACAAUAGCAGAUAAUACAACCUCAUCCGGAGAGGCGAUGGUAUUGCUGCUUGUGCGGCUGGUGGAAGGACUGAUAAAGGAGAAUUUUUCACCCUUUUCUUCCAUCCCUUUUGUGGUCCAGCGUUAGCUUCGACGUUGCUUCGCCUCGCUACCUGAUUUCAAAACGAAUCGAGAGAGAGGGAAAGAGAGAGAGAGAGAGCACUUUCCUUUUCUCUCUCUUUCACACAUUCUCUCUUUCUCUCACGAAAAGAUUAAGCUUCGCUUUAUCGCUCUUCGUCGAAUCUUUCUUACGAUAUCAAUGACCGAUAAAAUUUACUUUAUCCUAUAAAACGAAAUGGAUUCAAAGAUAGGAUACGAGCGAGUCCCUUCGUUUGUUACGUCGAUAUCGUAAAGACGUUCGAUGUCAGCGCGAAUAUCAGCGUCAGAUAAAAACAAAGCUUUAUCAUUCAAGUCCUACCAAUUUUUCUCCAAGCGCGCAUUACUUUUGUAUCCUUUGCAAAUAUGGGACGCUGCUUGACAAAUGAAAGUUUAUCUUUGAUCGUCUUGUAACGUUUCCUAUUCGAGAAACGUCGUGAUGGUUGUGUCCGAUAGGAAACGUUGAUCGCUGUUGAAAAAUAAUCUCGAAAGAGAUGAUAUCGUGCUUCGAGUAGAUGCCGUGCUUAAUGCUCGAUUUAAGGUCGCUACUCGACACGUAGAAAACACUGCCGCACUCGUUAACGAUGUGAUAUAAUAUAAAGCUUAGGUCCUGCCUGCUCGCUAAAAAGAAGAAGAGUACUUUCUUGUGUAACGGAGAUAGGGGAAGGACGCGUUAUUAGUCGAACGAUCGUAAAGCGAUCGAAUGCUAAUGCGCAUCGUUUCGCUUGAUAAUAAAAAAAAAAAAGAGAAAAAAAGAAAAAAAAAAAGAAAAAAAAAACAAAAUAUUAAGAGGAAGCGUCGUCGUACGGUGUUGAUUAUGCUCGCGCUUCCGACUGUUCGUUUUUGCAUAUGUUCUCUCGCGAAUCGGAGGCGCUCUUCUUUCCUUUCCUUUCCUUUCUUUCUUUCUUUCUUUUUUCUUUCUCCCCCCACCCCACCCCACCCCACCCCAACCCACCCCUCCCAAUAACCAAGGUGCUUUACAACGCAGUAAAUAAAAGAAAAAGAAAAAAAAUGGGUAACAUCGAUAGGAAAGUUAGCGCGCCACUCAUCGACGUUUGCGCUUUUAAUAAAGGAUCCUUAUACAUAGGUAUACAUGUAUAUAGAAACUAAUACAUAUGUGUGUUUAUAUCGAUAUAAUUGACAAUGAUGCUGUAUGUGUAGGUAUGCCGUAUCCUUCGAAGUACGCUCUAACGACGUGGACACGAUGAAUUAGGAAUAAAAAGAAAAUAAACGAUUUUUAUUCGUUUCUCGAGAGACACGAGAAUGUCGAAUUCUCUUUUACAUAUUCGUCUUCGAGGGAGGAGAUGAGUUCCUUCGAGAGUUCGAAACUCGUGUACUCUUUUCAUCGCGAUUAUACAGAUACUAUAAGUAUACGUAUGUAUUUACAAACAUGAGAUCUCGUUUAUGCCAUUUUUUUCUUCGUUCGCUUUGUUUCAUUCUUAAUGAUAUACAUAAAGACAUGUAUAUGUAUACAUAUUGAAGCUAUGAAAGCAAGAUGAUCGUGUCCGCUUGCUCCUUCUUCUUCUUCUUCUUCUUCUUCUUCUUCUUCUUCUUCUUCUUUUUUCGAAAUGAUAAAAAAAUAUCGCCGAGUAUGGAAACGAUAUACGAUUACGUGUGUGUAUAUAUUUCCCAGCCAUAGAAGACGAAGGAAAUGGGAGAUCAAGGUGGCAAUUUAAACAAAGUACGAGCUACUCUAUCGCGGAGAACGAUGAAACUUCGAUCGUCGUAACCCCGACGACACCUGCGUAUAAUAUAUACUAUAUAUACCUGUAUAACGUGCAUCGUGCACUCCCUUUCUUUACGUCGUCCUUAGGAAGGAUGAAACGAGCGACGAAAAAAAAAAUAAAAAAAUAAAAAAAAAAAAAAAUAAAAAAAAAGAAGAAAAAAUAUUUUAUCGAUUCGAGCAGGGACAAAGACGACGAAGAUGGAAAUCGAAUCGCUUUGACGCGAGAUGGAUCGAUGUCCGACAUUACUUGCGCGUAAUCGUCAAUGGAAUUUUCAGCAAUGAUAAACGAACAAACUCGUAACACUUGGACGUACGAUGAUCGUAUACCGUAAUAAGUCUGAUAUAUACUUUUUUAUCUCGAUUUUUGGAAAACUUUAAGGGCCGACACCCCUCGUACUCUCUGCUCUCAGCUUAGUAUCGCGAUUUUUCAUCGACCGCGCAACCUUUGAAAUUCAUUCAAACGAGUCUACGAGACUCGAAUUCCUUUGGUACAUAUUAUGUACAUCGCUAUAACACAGGCUAUCGUAUAUCGAACACUAAAAAAAAAAAAAAAAAAAAAAAAAAAGAAAAGAAGUAAAUAAAAAUAACAGAACCGACUUGUAACGAGCAGAAAUGUCGAUGUGUCGAUUAUAAGUGUGAAUCCGCGUUUCGCGUCUUAACAAUUAACGCGGUCUAAUCAAACUGAACCAAUAAUAUAAAAUAAUUUUUGAGAUUGAUAUAUACCGAUCUAUGGGACUAAGCCGAUUUAACGUCAGAACUUUUCAUACGUGAAUUUCUACGAAAAUAUCGUUCGUAUGUCUCUCAGCUCAUUCUAAUCUCUUUCUCUGUCUGUCCAUCUAUUUCUCUUUGUCACUGUUUAUCUGUGUGCGCUAAAGCGAUAAUCCUUAAGAGCUAGCAAUGUCGCAAGGAAGGAAGGAAGGAUUUUUUCUUUUCUUUUCUUUUCUUUUCUUUUCUUUUUCUUCUUUUUUAUUUUAUUCUAUGCUAUAAGCUACGUACGAGAUUUAAGGAUGGGAAAAGCAUUCUUUAAAAGCGAAGAGUCAUUGGCUUAGUGGUUUGAAGCCUUUAAAUGUUUGCUCACCGUUCGUCGUUCGACGAUCGUCUUGGUCGUACGUACGUUCGACGUACAUACGUACGUACGUACGUAACGUCGAUGACAAAUCGAUUUGGUAUGCGAAACCGCGAUACGCGACGGAGAUUGUAGACUUUGACUCGUAUGCGUGUGUAUGGCGCGAAAACUCGCCAUUUUUCUUCUAUUCCUUUUGGAUCGAUUGAGAUAGAAUAAAAUUCUUUUCUCGGUAAAAGGGAUCGAUGUGUGUAUAUAUAUAUACACACAUAUAUAUAAAGUAAGAUCUAAGAAAUUGAUUAAAAAGAAAAAACACAAAAAAAAAGAGGGAGAGAAAAAAUGUAAUAGGUAGAUAAAUUUAGAGAAAAAUCGAAAUUCGCUCUCGAAGAGCACUUAGCGUGAAAGAAAAAAAAAAAAAAAAAAAAAAAGAGAGAAAAAGAAAAAUCUUAAAAGAAUCGGCGAACGUGUAAGACCGUGCAAAUUCCCGACGAUCCAUAGCUCUGUUAAUUAAUUACGAUGAAGAUUACACGAAAUGAGGAAAUUAUUAUUAUUGCCAAUGAUAAGGAUGACGAUCGUAAUACUUUUAUCGUUAUAUCGUACCUUUUUCACUUAUAUUUCCUAAGUUGUACGUAUGUUUCUGUAAAUAUUGUAACGAAUGAUAACUACGAAGAAAAUUAUUAUCGAAGAUAUCGUGACUGAUUUAAUAUAAAACGCAAUUAUUUAUGGGAGGAUACAAGGAGAGAAAUCACAUUCUGUAGACGGAUCUUUAGUCUUCUUUAAACUUUUACACUCUACAGAUAUAAUUUUUUGUUUGUUUUCCUUUUUAUCAAAGCCAAGAUAAAAUUAAAUUCGUGCGAAGAAAAUUAAGAGCGAACGGAACUUUUCUAUGAAUUCGUCUAUAGAAUAUCGUUGUUUUUCAGAUCGGCUGAAUUUGCCGAUCCUUUUUUUUUUUUUUUUAUUAUUAUUAUUAUUUUUCGUUUACUACCUUUCAUUUUAUUCAUAAUUUUGAUAUAGCCUAGAUUUAGAUUCUUACGAGUUGUUUCUCACCGUGGAAGUGUGUUCGACCUUAAUAUCGUGACAAUACCAUUAUUUUGAGACUCGUCGCCAGUUGGUUGGGUAUUUUACCACAUGGAAAAAUGCGCAGCAGUUGAAAUAUUACAGGUAUUAUAUUCAUGUUUUUAUGUAAAUAAAUUUUUGGUAUAUUUCAA
Vespa crabro (European hornet) is the source of this 8347-nucleotide messenger RNA. Its product is annotated as amyloid beta A4 precursor protein-binding family B member 1-interacting protein-like. Bases 786 to 4217 code for a protein of 1143 amino acids. The record is from RefSeq and is a predicted model, not a curated record. The transcript is spliced from 9 exons. NCBI's taxonomy places the organism in Eukaryota, Metazoa, Arthropoda, Insecta, Hymenoptera, Vespidae. Gene Ontology annotation, biological process: signal transduction.